GCGCGUGGUUGAGACUGUUUGCAUACACAGGGCGGAAACGGCAGAAGUUUUCUCCACUGAAAGUUUGUCAUUUUGCCUUCACUCGCUCAUUUUGGAUUUCUUCCACGGCUCGACAUGGCAGGACGGACACACUCAAACAGAAACUCUCACGUGUAUUAGCAGCGACUUUGACGCAUUUACGGCGCAGAAAAAAUGGGUUAAAAGGCGCAACGACCUGCAAACCGAUACACAGGCGCAAUUCCACCGGAUUAUGUCUAAAAUCCUAAAUCACGUUACUGUGGAAGUACAGUUGACAAUACCUUUCUAAACAUAGACUUAUCAGUACAUUUCUUUUUUUUUAAAAAAACAAACAACUCCUAUACCACUAUUGUGAUUGACUUAGUUUCCUAAAUAGAGAAACAGGCAGUAUGGGCGAGGCACCAGUCAGAGAGGAUUGUACAGUGACACGAUCAGCAGAGUAUGUGGGCUCAUUUCCUGUGGAUGACCACUGUUUGGAUGACCAGAUGGAGCAACUGCACGCUCAGCUGAAGUCCCUUAAAACAUGCAAAAGGAGGAGACCCGUAUCCAUAAAAUUCUCCAUUAAAGGUGUGAAAAUGUAUAAUGAGGAUGAAACGACGCUCCUGAUGGCUCAUGCCCUGCAUAGAGUCAGUCUGUCCACCGCCCGGCCCAUGGAUGGCCAGUUUGCCUUCGUCUCCCACAACCCAGGCAGCACCGACGCCCAACUGUACUGCCAUGUCUUUCAAGCCAGGCAUGCCAGAGCGGCACAGUUCCUGAACCUGCUCCUUUGCCGCUGUUUCCAGCUGUCUUACUUGGAGAAGCACCCAGAGGAGGCCCAGGAAGACUCUGUUGGUUCGAUGCCUCGUCGCAACCCCUCUCUGCUCAACCACGGUUUCCCUCUCAGUGUUAGUGCCCUGGUGUCCUUCAGAAGAGCCCCUUUUCAAGGGCUGUUGCCAGGGGCUAAGAACAAUCAUGUGUCUUCCGAUGACCUUCACAGCAGCCAAGAUGAAGUCUUCCCCACAUCCUCCCCCUCCCUGGUGCGCAAGAAAGCCAUCCGCAGUAAAGGACUGCGCUCUGGGGCUUACCGCUCCUUCACUUUCACACCACUCAAACAGCACAGUGUUCAGGAGCGACUGAGUUUGUCACAAGGAAAAGAACAAGACAGGACGCCAGUAAGGAAAUCCCGCACUCCAAGUUUGGCCGAAACAGAAGAAGCACUGGCUCAAGCAGUGUGGUGUUGGGCUGGUAUCGCGACUGACAGCAGCUAUUCCCUGCUUGCAGACGAUGUUCUGGGAUCGUACCUCCUGUGCCCACAUCCUAAAAAACCCAAAUGUGGCUCUCUCAUCAUUCGCUCCCCCUCUGGCCUGAUCAGCCACCUCAUAGAGAACACUUGUAAUGGGAAAUUCCUGCUGGAGAAAUGCAAGACUGAAUUCAGUUCCAUAGCAGAACUGAUUGAACACUACACAGAGGCUCAGGAUGAGCUGCCGUGUCUGCUGAGCUGUGCCCGGGUAAACCACUGCUAUGAGUGGGAGGAAAAUACCAGCAAACAGCAGGCUGUAAAGCCACACAAGAGCCUGAAGAAAGCCCAAAUUAAAAGUACCCACAGAAAGGAAUGGGUUUAAACCCCUGGACCCUGGAACUUGUGGAUUGCCAACCUCAGAGGAUCCAAAAUAAGUGACACUUUUUUUUUUUUCCUUUUUUUUGUCUUUUGCACAAAUAUCAUCUCUUACUUUUAAAUCACAUUUGGUGUUGUGGGAAGCCUUAACAAAUGGUAUAACACAGUGCACCUACUAACAGUGUUGGCACUUAAUGUAUAAAGUAUACAAGUCAUUUCAUCAAAGGGUACUUAUUUAUCAAAGGUGUCAUAUUUUGUUCUUGCUGCUUUUAUGUUUUUCUAUAUAUCUUUUUAAAAAAUAUUUUUAUUUGUGCCUGUGAGGCAUCGGUCGAGUUUAUUCGUAAUUUUAAGACGUGAAACUAACAGCCUGAAACUGUGGCGGGGAAUUGAUCUCGCAGAUUGUUGCACCUGAUGGCAAAGCCAUAACUGUUCUUUUUAUUCUUGCAUUGUAAAGAUGUUGCACAAAUAUAUUUGAUCAAAGAUUGUUUCAUUGAAUUUUAA
This is a messenger RNA of Siniperca chuatsi (mandarin fish), 2113 nucleotides long. It is a transcript of the gene sh2d5, whose product is annotated as SH2 domain containing 5. The transcript has 10 exons. The record is from RefSeq and is a predicted model, not a curated record. NCBI's taxonomy places the organism in Eukaryota, Metazoa, Chordata, Actinopteri, Centrarchiformes, Sinipercidae. Gene Ontology annotation, cellular component: postsynaptic density. Bases 408 to 1619 code for a protein of 403 amino acids.